Messenger RNA from Lachancea sp. 'fantastica', 1650 nucleotides. NCBI's taxonomy places the organism in Eukaryota, Fungi, Ascomycota, Saccharomycetes, Saccharomycetales, Saccharomycetaceae. The record is from the annotation of a GenBank genome assembly.
AUGAACCAGUCAAAGAACGAGCAGUUGAUUUCAUGCCCUGUCUGUAACUUCAAGAUCAAAUACCAUGUCAUCAACGAGCACCUCGACAAAUGCACUGCCCGUAAAAAUGGUGCUGGGAAAGGACCAACUUUGAACAGUUUGUUACGAAACAAACGGAAACAACCUGAGUCUGAAGAUAUAGAAAUCAUAGAUCCGUCUCCUGUGGACAACAUCAAACGAGCGAAGCCUGAGACUCGUUCGCCCGAAAAGCGUCCAGAGCUUGAAAGGAAGCCACUGGUUGAUAAUAGCGAUGAUGUCAAGCAACUGCAGAAAAUAAUACACCAGCCGUUAAGCGAAAAGCUGCGACCCAAGGAACUGAGUGAGUACGUAGGUCAGCAGCAUUUGAUAUCCAGUGAAUCGGGUACUCUUUAUAACUAUGUGAAGGAAGGUACGAUUCCUUCGAUGAUUCUAUGGGGACCACCUGGAGUGGGUAAAACGACAUUGGCGAGAUUAUUGACCAGGACAGUGAACACCAAAUUUCCUCACGGAGUAACGUACACGCUCGUCCAAACCAGUGCCACCAAGGCCACAACGCAAGAGCUUCGAAAAGUGUUUGAAAACUCCAAACGUGAAUUUACGCUCACCAAGAGACUUACUGUACUUUUCAUUGACGAAAUUCAUCGGUUUAACAAGGGUCAACAAGACAUACUGCUUCCGCACGUUGAGGCUGGUGAUGUGGUACUUAUAGGAGCCACCACGGAAAAUCCGAGUUUUCAACUCAACAAUGCAUUGAUGAGCAGAUGUCAGAUUUUUGUUCUCACAAAGCUCAACAACGCAGAGAUGUGUAUGGUUCUCUCGCGUGGAGUCAGUAUGCUGAAUAAAUGCCGACACUUGGUGUGGAAAGUGGGGCAUCCAUUGCGAUUGAGUAAAGAGGUUCUCAAUUUCGUCGUAGACAUUUCCAUGGGAGAUACGCGGCGAGCACUCAAUCUUUUAGAGAUGAUCGAAGUAUCCACAAGAGAUAAUCAGCGUGAGCUCGAUGAGAAGGCUGUCAGAGAAAUUAUCCAGGGUAAGUCCUCUGAAUUGCGGACAUAUUACGAUAGACAAGGCGAGAACCAUUACGAUACAAUAUCUGCUUUUCACAAGUCCAUUCGCGGAAGUGAUGAAAAUGCUACUAUCUAUUAUCUGGCACGUAUGCUUCAAGGUGGAGAAGAUCCUCUUUACAUUGCUCGCCGCAUGAUACGAAUCGCAUCUGAAGACAUUGGUGUGUUGGACCACACGUUGUUGCCGCUAGCGGUAGCCGCACAUGAUGCGGUUAUGAAAGUUGGAUUACCAGAGGCUGACUUAGCAUUAGCACAAUGUGCAGUAGCGUUGGCUAGAGCACCAAAAUCAGUACAACUGUACCGUGCCUGGAAAACGGUGAAUGCCAAGCUUCAGGAAAAUCAAAAUUCAUUUGGUAGCUGCGGUAUUCCAAUGCACCUGCGUAACGCUCCUACCAAACUCAUGUCAGAAUUGGGUUAUGCCCGGGACUAUAAAUACAAUCCCGAUUUCAAGGACGGCAAGGUUGCACAACAAUACUUUCCUGUCGAAAUUAUGGAAAAAUGUGGUGAUGAGCAGGAAAUUCAGUUUAUGAAUGGCGCACAUCUUGGCGAAAAGAGCGACCCUGAUCUCUGA